CUAAGUAGUUGGAUAUUAAAAGUGACAAUGAUAUCGGUAUCGUACCCAGUACCCACCAUCAUCAUGAAUAUCAUAAUGAAUCAACACCAUCAAUCUCCUCAGCAACGGUGGGGCUGCUUCUUGUUUCUACUGUUACAGUUACAGUUACAUAUACACGUUGGUGCCGACGGUGGUGAUGUCAAACAAGGCCGCUACAGUUCCAUCUUCAGCUUCGGAGAUUCCAUCACUGAUACAGGAAACUCCUACUUCAUUUCUGAGGAGCUCACUCCCAACUGCCUUAUCCCACCGUACGGUGAAACCUACUUCCAUCAUCCCAGUGGACGCUGCUCUGAUGGCCGCAUCAUCACCGAUUUCAUUGCUGACUAUAUGGGCAUUCCUCAUCUGAGACCUUAUCUGGCCUUCAAGAAUGGCGCCGUGCCACGUGGCAGCAUUCAACACGGACUCAAUUUUGCCAUCGCUGGAGCCACGGCUUUGAACCGCACUUUCUUCGAAGACAAGGGCUUUGUGGUUGAUGCAACCACCAGCUAUUCUCUCAUGGUUCAGUUAGAUUGGUUCAAGGAUCUUCUGCCUUCUCUCUGCACUUCUCCUUCAAGCUGCAAACAAGUUCUUAGCAGCUCCUUAUUUAUUGUGGGAGAGAUAGGAGUAAAUGAUUAUGGUUAUCUCUUGGAAGAAACCACAGAACUUCAAAUGCUUACACCUUACAUACACCAAGUAGUAUCAGUCAUCACUUCAGUGAUCAGGGAACUGAUUAAUUUAGGGGCUGUAACGCUUAUGGUUCCUGGUAGUAUACCACUUGGUUGCAAUCCAGCCUAUUUAACAUUACUUGCGAGUCCCAACAAAGAGGAGUAUGAUAAAGCUGGCUGUGUCAAAUGGCUAAACAAGUUCUACGGACAGCACAAUGAAUUGCUUCAAAUUGAACUAGAUCGCCUCCGAGUUCUGUAUCCCCAUGUGAAUAUAAUCUAUGCAGAUUAUUUCAAUGCUGCAUUACGGUUUUACCGUUCUCCACAGCAAUUUGGGUUUUGUAGAGAUUUUAUCAAGGUUUGUUGUGGAGGUGGAGGACCAUACAAUUUCAAUGAAACGGCGGUAUGUGGCGAGGCAGGGGCGAUAGCCUGUGAUGAUCCUUCAGAAUAUAUUUACUGGGAUGGUUAUCAUUUUACUGAGGCUGCAUAUAGAUGGAUGGCCAAGGCCUUAUUCCAUGGACCAUAUACCUUUCCCAAAUUUAGUUUCUCUUGUAUCACACCUGAAACCUCUGCAGAUUUCAAUAACCAUUCAAUGAUAUAAGAAAAAGGCUUCAUCGAGUAAUGUACCUUCAAAAGUGUAUUAGUUCUGCAUGAUUCAUAAGAUUUCUGUUAGAUUGAACUGGUCUUGUAAUAGCGAACAUUAUCAUAGCUUUGAUUUGCUAUAUUAUUAUGUAUGGUGUUAGGCGUCUAAUUAUGUUGAACCCUGAUCAUCAUUGGUUUUUUGGUCAGUAAUGAUAAAUAACAUGGUGCUAGGGGCAGCACUUUUGUUAAA
Messenger RNA from Arachis stenosperma, 1512 nucleotides. Its product is annotated as GDSL esterase/lipase At1g31550-like. The record is from RefSeq and is a predicted model, not a curated record. NCBI's taxonomy places the organism in Eukaryota, Viridiplantae, Streptophyta, Magnoliopsida, Fabales, Fabaceae. The transcript is spliced from 5 exons. Gene Ontology annotation, molecular function: hydrolase activity, acting on ester bonds. Bases 28 to 1281 code for a protein of 417 amino acids.